Chara braunii is the source of this 2423-nucleotide messenger RNA. Lineage: Eukaryota; Viridiplantae; Streptophyta; Charophyceae; Charales; Characeae. The record is from the annotation of a GenBank genome assembly.
UGGUGUAGUGCUGGUCGUAGCUGUGGAGGCCGACUGGAGAGUACAUUUAUUUUAUGGGCACUUCCAGAGCUUUCGGGGUCGGGCACCGGAUCAAAAUGGCUCGCGGGCCCAGCCAAAAGGAGGCCCCCACCGGUUCGUUUUUUUGGGGACGCAGCACGUUUCCAGUGCACGAAGAAGUGUUUGUGGCUGCAUCCUACCUAGAGGGUAGUGCAACAAGAUGGUUGAGUGGUUUAGUACAACUCCAAGGGUAUGGUCAUGACUUCUGCGCUUGGGCGGCCUCCCAGAAAUUGGAGGACUUCCUGAAGAUGGCGGAGGAAAGGUGGCAUGAUCCUCAGGAGGCCCAAAGGGCCACUAAUGCGAUCCUGACACUGCACACGAGGCAGUUUAAGUCAGUAAAGGAAGCCACCGACGCUGUUGAGCGUCUGAUCUGUGUCCCAGGGGUGCGCUAUGACCCCCAGGUCCUGCUGACCUCGUACUUGAGAUGCUUUUCUCAGCCUCUCAGGAACCAGUUGGCAAAAGAGGCCAACAUCAAUAUGCACAACUUUCCUUCGUUCAGUAAGGUGGCCCUAGACCUUGAAGUUAAGAUAGGGCAUGGACAGGCACCCACUAUGGAUGGGAGAAAGAAGACACUGCCUCCCAACUGGAAGCCGAAGGGUCGCUUGAUGUUCGUCGAUAAUGAUGGUUCUACUAUCGAAGUAGACGAACACUUCCAGGAGGGAGUACGUUCAGAGGCGGGCAGCGUAGAAACUUCAGAGGGUGGAGUGGUCGCUGCCGUAGCUCAGAAAGGUGCGCUGAUUACUGAGUUCGAUCUAAUGGACAGUGUUACUCAGUCUAUGGUGGAAGCCUAUCGCGAGGACCAGUUCAUGUCUGAGAUCAUAAGCAGACUUGAGGCGAAGGAUAAGAAGACUUCUGCCGAGUUUGAGUUGGUCAAUGGCUUGCUGUUCCUUGAGAAGGACGGGAAUAAACGAUUGUGUGUCCCAAAUAGUGAGUCUUUGCGUAGUUUGUUUUUAGGUGAGUGCCAUGAUGCCACCGGCCAUUUUGGGUAUAAGAAGACCGCAGCCAACUUGUUGCAGCGGUUGUGGUGGCCCACGAUGAUGAGAGAUGCCCAGCUGUACGUGGAGUCUUGUCAAGUUUGUCAACGGGACAAGCCACGUACUCAGGCUCCUCUUGGGCUUCUGAAGCCCCUUCCGAUUCCGGAACGGCCUGGUGAGAGUCUGUCCAUGGAUUUCAUGGAUACUCUGAUCACCAGCAAGWGUGGGAUGCGUCACAUCUUCGUCAUCAUGGAUAGAUUUAGUAAGUAUGCUAGGUUAGUGGCAAUGUCGGAAACAACCAAAACGGAGUAUGUGAUCAGAAUGUUUAAAGAGAACUGGGUCAGGGACUUUGGUAUACCGAAGUCUAUUAUUAGUGACAUGGAUGUCCGGUUCACCAGCGAGUUGUGGAAGGCCGCUGCUGCAGAGCAGGGAACUCAGUUGCAGAUGACUUCUGGGAAUCACCCAGAGGCUAACGGUCAGGCUGAGCAACUGAGCCGCUCUGUACAACACCUGUUGAGGCAUUACAUCAAGCCCAACCAGGUGGACUGGGAUGAGAAGCUUGCUCUCAUCGCCAACCUGCACAACAACGCUGUACACAGCGCCACCGGGGUGAGCCCGAAUAGCUUACUGCUAACAUUCAAGCCUAGACUGCUCCUAGACUUUCUUCUUCCUGAGAAUCAAACAACUGCUGCACCAGGUACCUUGGAAUUUGCUUACAGCUAUGAACAAAAGAUGCAGCAGGCUGUAGAACAGAUGCAGAAGGCGCAGGCUGCAAUGAUAGAGUCUGAAAAUAGACACCGCCGGCCUUCUACAUUUCAGGUUGGGGAUAGGGUCUGGGUUAAGUCGUCAGAACUGGGACAGGAGCACGGGAUCUCCCGCAAACUCAUGCCCCGGUACUUUGGACCCUGGGAAGUCUUGGAUAUCGUUGGGACACAUCCGGAUGGGCCAUCUUAUGUUAUCCGGAUCCCUGGUCAUCUCCGUACUUACCCUGUAUUUCACGGCUCCAAGAUGGCACCUUUCAAAGAUACUGACCAAUUUCCAUCUCGUGGCUCAAUGCUGCCCCCAACCAUGGAUGGAGAGGUGGACAUCGAUGAUAUUGUGGAUCACAGAGAGCUGCCGGUAUCAAGACCAGCAGGUAGGGGACGUCCUCCGAAACCGAAGCUGCAGUACCACGUUCGGUUCCAGCAUCACACUGAUCCAAAGGAGGACCGCUGGUUCACCAGGGAAGAGCUCAUGCAGACCGCUCCUCAAGUUGUAACCCAAUACGAGAAAUCUCUGCAGAAGGGAAAGCGCCCUAUGAUCGAAGAUUGAGCUUCUCAGAGGACUGUUGAAGCUAAGGAGGAGGGAAUGCGAGGCCAGUGCCUCUAUGAGCCCCAUAAGGCCCCAUUUUGU